Cottoperca gobio is the source of this 1163-nucleotide messenger RNA. RefSeq names its product probable E3 ubiquitin-protein ligase ARI5. NCBI's taxonomy places the organism in Eukaryota, Metazoa, Chordata, Actinopteri, Perciformes, Bovichtidae. The record is from RefSeq and is a predicted model, not a curated record. The coding region runs from base 69 to 890 and encodes 273 amino acids. The transcript has 4 exons.
GCAGCUUCAUUUCAUUCACUGCUCAUUCUGAGUGCAGACUGCAGACACAGAGAAGAAGCUGAAACAAAAUGACUACACAAGGUCAGGACCAGAAAAGAUACGACCCCAAAGACACGACUCUGAAGUUUGUCAACAGACAGGAUGAUCUGGAUCCAAUGCCUCCAGAGGAGGGAGACGAGACUCUCCGAGCAGAGAUGUCCUGCGGUCAUGCCGUCACCCCAGAGUCUCUCACUGGGUGGUGUCGCAGCCUGCUGGAUCAGGGCCAGUACAAAUUUAAGUGCCCUGCUUUAAAGGACGGCACCUUGAAGAAGUGUGAGAAAGAGUGGUCUUAUCAAGAGGUGCGCAGGCUGGCGGUGCUGCAAGCUGAAGAGAUGCAGUACUUUGAAGAGAACAUGGCCCGUCUGGCUGCCUCGGAAUACUGUGAUUACAAAACAUGUCCUGGGUGUAAAACCUAUGUGGAGCGAGAGGACCCGACCAACCUCAGUGUGCGGUGCACAGUCUGCGUAGCAGACAAGAAGACACUUUACGAGUUCUGCUGGCAGUGUAUGAAGCAGUGGAAAGGUGCGGCUCCGCGCUCUGACCGCUGCGACAACGACGGCUGCAUCAACCACGACCUCGAGCUCCUGAAGAACUGCAAGACCAGCGUCCUCCAGCAGGUGGAAGGUCUCAAGCCGUGUCCCUCCAUCCGGGCCUGUCCCACCUGUGGUCAGAGGGUGGAGCACGACAAAUUGGGCUGUAAGAACAUCAUCUGUCCUCGCUGUCUGGUUGAGUUCUGCUUUGUGUGUCUGAAGCUCACUCCUAAAUGCCUGGAGACGAGCUCUUACUUCAUACAGUGCAGUGAUGGCGUCGCUCCCAGACAAACCUCCAUACCUGUGUGGCGCAGAAACUAAGAGGGGACCUGCACACAUUCAGUCCUCGUGAUAUAGCUUACUGCCUUCCUCUAUCAUGCUAUCUUUUACUUUUCCUGUUAGAUUUCAUUGUAAGAUUGCCACCGAAACCAAACGUGUAGAGCAUUCACAAUAUCUGCUGUGUUUCCUCAUAAUGUUGCAUACUGUACCAUUUGUAACGUUGCCACUGAAGGCUGCUUCCUUAGAAUGGAUCUUUGUCCAAUAAUAGUUCAUCAGUAAUAAAUGUGUCACUAAAUAAAGGUACCUUUAACAUGA